Molecule: messenger RNA, 1059 nt
Organism: Tripterygium wilfordii
Lineage: Eukaryota; Viridiplantae; Streptophyta; Magnoliopsida; Celastrales; Celastraceae
Product: AT-hook motif nuclear-localized protein 11-like
Exons: 5
Coding region: 1-1059 (352 amino acids)
Molecular function (GO): minor groove of adenine-thymine-rich DNA binding
Source: RefSeq, a predicted model, not a curated record
AUGGAAGUGAAAGACAGCCCCGUUUCCGAGUCCCCGGAAAUCAACGAGUCUGCCUCUACGGAGAGCCAGUCAACGCCGCACCAGGAGGUGAUUCCAACAGAAGAAAUUGUGGUGAAACCGACCGUUGGUGAUGGCGUUGGCUCUGGAGGAGAAGGAUCAGGCCAAGUCAGUGCUGAAAUUAGUAUGAGAAGAAAACGAGGAAGGCCGAGAAAGUGUGAGAUUUCAGGCACCGCCUCUCAUCUUUCGGAGCCUCCUCCAAAACGGCGAAGAGGGCGGCCCCGUGGUUCAGGGAGAAUCCAAUUUUUGACUUCCCUUGGUGGAUGCGGGUUAGAAACUGCAGGAGGAUGCUUUACACCUCAUGUUUUGGAGCUAAAAGCAGGACAGGACAUCGUACCCGAAAUAUCAUCACUGGCUGUGUUUCCCCGAGCAGCUAUUGUUCUCGCAGCUGCUGGAGCGCUUUCCAGUGUCGUUAUAGCGCGUCCGGGACAAGCUGGUGGUUUUGUGAGAUAUGAUGGAUAUUUUCAAAUCCUGUCGCUGAACGGGAUUUUUAUUUUCAGCGAAGUGGAUGGAACUCCCACACCCCGCAAUAACGGAUACUUGAGCAUUGUGCUCGCCCAUCCAGAUGGAGGGGUAUUUGGUGGUGCUGUAACAGGAUGCUUGAUUGCUGCUAAUCCAAUUCAGUUGGUAGUUGGGACAUUCAAGCAGACCAUCCACAAGACAUUUCGAAGGAGGAUGUUCCGAGGUGAAUCUUCCUCUUUGAAUGCUGUUAACGAUGGUUUAGCAUCAGCCAUGGCUGCUAUACCUAUUCCUGUCAUACCGAGUCUAGGCAACAAUGGUUCAGCCAUGCCAACACCGGCAAUGUCCAAUGUUUCACAGCGGAUUCAUGUGGAAGCUGCAGGUCCUAGCGAUGCUGGGAGUAACCAAUUAGAGAGCCCCACUCCUCUGCGAGUUUGUCGAUGCCAGAACAACUCGGAAGCGUCGCUGCCGAUGUCUCCAGAGAAUGAUAAUGUUACUCCUCAGACUUUGAUGUCUAAAGAUGAGAGCGAAAAUUGUUGCUGA